GCCAUUUUAGCUCCCCAUAAGUAGUCUGUUGUUCCCUAGUUUGUUUACAAAUAAACUCAAAGUUGUCGACGUGAUUCUUAUUGGAGGAAUUUAAAAACGAAAAAAUAAUUAAAUUUAGGAUUUAAACAUAAAUAUGAAGAGUUCUGUAAUUGAUUGUAGCCUGUGUCAAAACAAAAAUAGACCUAACCUAAGUUUUCACAGUCCACUAUAGCCAAAUUAAGUAACUUAAGCACAAGACCUGUACUAAUGGAUACACAUAAUAUUCUUGAAAUGGUCUGUCAACCAUCCUACUCAAAUAAAUCUCAUGCAUCCGUAUAUACUUAGACUGACCUUGAAAUGGGAUGUGCGAUCCGGGUCGUCGAUCCGAUUUUUCGGAUCGUAAUGGAUCGUAAUGCCAUGAUCCGAUCCGCGGAUUGGAUCGCAUGCCGUCGAUCCGUUUUUCAAGAAAUCAGAUCGGAUCGGAUACAAAUAAGUAAGACAAUUAAUUUUAGAUUUUUAUUUGGUAAACCCUUCAAAGUAUGUCAAACUUGUGAGCAAACAAGAUUAUUCUAUGUAAAACUUAUAAAUAAACAAGUUCUUAGUUUUGAAAGAAACACAAUUUGAAAUAGUAAUUUAAGUACACAGAGAACUUAAAAAAUAUUUACUAGGUAUUUAUGAAAAAUUUAGACUUCGAAGAAAUGCACCCAACUACUUACUAAUAGUUAACGUACAAUUGAAUCAGUCAUUUCAAAAACCUCUUAAGUCACACUAAUAGAGCUUUUCAUGAACUUAUAAAAACUUGUUCAUGCUCAAACAAUCGAGUUUAAUAGAACUAUUUUACGCUUACUUUGGUAUUUCAGUUGUAAAAAAUUCAAAUAUCUAAUAACUUUUACUGUUCAUACAUAAUAAUAAUGGAAAAAUCAAGAAUAUUUAUUCUUGACUUAUGUUGUUUUUCCAAGAAAUAGGUGACUUAUGUGGUUUUAGCAAGAAAUAGAUUUAGUAGUAUAUAUAUAAAUUUACCCACAACUUUUAUUUAUAAUAAUAGUAUGUAUAAGAUUAACGGAUCCACCUGCAAGGAAUGCCGCCAAGUUAAAAUGUAAACAAAGAUAAUGUUCGUAACAGAAACCUUAGUAAGUACCUACCCAACUUAUUGCAAACAAACCGCGUUUUAAUUCAUACGAUCCAAGCGAUCCGAUCUUUCAAGUUUUGUAACGAUCCGGCAAAAAAUCGUAUGACCUCGAUCCGAUGUUUCAAAGGAUCGGAUCGGAUCGGCGCAUCCCUAAGAACCAUUAUACCAUAUACACUGAACAUAUUAAAAUAAUAAAAAACAAAUAAGUUAUAUAGUAAGCUAGGGAAAUCAAGCCAAGUACCGAAAUUAUGGGUUAGAUUCAGGUAUAUAGAGCAUUUAGAUUAACAGAUAGUUGCCUGUUUUCUGUGACAGAAUCUGUGUGAUGAUUGUGAAUGAGUCACAGAUUAGAGAGAAUUUUUAAACUCUCAUUAACCAAAGAAAGCUAAGAGAUUUAGGUUCUAUAGCCAUAUAUUCAGCAGCUUCAUUAUUUUUGUUAUGUUUUUAAGAUAACCUUAUUUUGGAUUUUUAGUGUACCACAGCUUAUAAUUUUAUUUAUUUAUUUAUUUAUAGUCAGGGAACGUAGGCCCAUAGAUAGAUACCUUAAAGUGUAACAUACAUACAGAUUAUAAUGUGUUUAUGGAGGUGUUUGGCGAAAAAUGUAGGCAAUAGACUUUAUGAUGUCGCCUACCAUCUAUAAUAAUUGUCUGAGCACAUUUGCAUCUUGUAAAAUGAUAAUACAGUUGUGGAUAUUAAUACCACAGUGUAAUAAAAAAAUGAUUUAUUUUAUCGAUCUUCACAAAAUAGAUUUGUUUUUAUGUUAUAUAAACAUCUUCCAUCAGUCUUUGGCUGGAUGUCCUUUUUAAAGUAAAUAUAUUAUACAAAGGUGUCCGUUGAAAUCUAAUGACUGUAAAUUAAAUUAUAAAUUACGCCAAGAAUUACCGUCUAUGUCAAUAUUUUUUGUGCAUUUGGGCCAAUUUGAGCAAUCUCCUUUACUUUUAAGUUUAGAGAUUCCAGAGCGAAUACUAAUGCUUUAGUUUCCAAAGAAUACAAAUAAUCGCUUAUGAACUUAAUGAAAACAUCUUCGAUGCUCAAAAACUCCAACUUGACCCGUCAUUCGUAGGUGUGUGCACGUGAAUAAAUGCUACACACUCUGUGCCGUCAAUGACCUAUUGGAGGCCCUGGGCAUAUUAGGAUAAUGGGGCCCCUAUGAAUUCCGUUUGGUGAUUUAACAGGAACUAGGGACCUUGUAUUUGAUCUGAGGGGGCCCCCUGUCGAUCGCGGGACCCUGGGCACUUGCCUAAAGUGCCCAAUGGGGAAGAGGGAUCUGGUCAAACUUAAUUUUAAGAAUAGAGAAUCAUGUCAGAAUCAGGCAGGCCCACUAUUUGUAUAAUAUAUUCAAAAAAUAUUAUCUAUAUGUUAAUUUGAUUAUUGAGGAGAUUCUAAUUUCUAGAAUUAAAAUCGAUACUGAUGUGAUAUCGAUUUAUAUCAUACAAUUGCAUACAUCCCUAUUGUAUAUAUGUCAUUCGGUUUGCUUGCUUUCAUUGCAUUUCUAUUUGAAUUAUUUUCUUUCGUUUUGAUAGGAAUCAUCGUUAUAUCAAAUACAUCUAUGUAUAGAGCAUUGAACACUGUUGGUGCACUGUUCUAUUUAAUAUAUUUUACUUCUCUUUAGACGGUCCUUGUUCUAAAAAUUACAACUCCGAUUGGAACCGCAUCAGUCGCUUGAAUAUUUUGAUUUCAGGUUCAGCAUAACGUAAUAGUAGAUGUUCUUGUUAUAAAAAAAGUCGCAACAGAAUGUCCAACGUGAGCUAUGACUUGGAUACUUCUGGAGGGCUUAUGCCGCUCAUCAGGGCGUUGAUAAAGCCCCCAGACGAGGAUGCAAAUGCCCAGAAGCCCAAAAAACCUCAGCAUCCCUAUUACAAGAGGCCUGGGAAGGGGCAUAAUCAUGACUCUUGCGAUGCUUGUGGAGAAGGCGGCGACCUUAUAUGCUGUGACCGGUGCCCCGCAAGUUUCCAUCUUGGUUGCUAUGACCCGCCGCUGGACGAGCAGGACAUCCCGGCGGGGCUGUGGCUGUGCCGCGAGUGCCGCGCCUCGGACGCGGAGCAGCCGCCCAGCGCGCGGAACAGUCGCCCGCAGUCGCCCGCCGACUCCGGCGAUAGAAAGACCAGAUCUCUCCGUAACAGUCGCGCCAGCUCCACCAAGAAGAGAAGCAAAGACGACGAGGAUGACGACCCCAAAGAGGAGUCAAGUAAACAGUUGUCCCCCAUGGAGACUCUGGUUAAAGCAGCGAGGGUCAUGAACCCGCGACAGUUCGAGCUGCCCAAGGACUUGCGGGUGCCGUGUCUGUUCCCGGGAACUGAGAAAGAAGGCGGCAAGAACGGAAGCUCUUCACUUAUAAGCGUGGACUCUUGGGGCUGCGUGCCGGUUCCGGCCCGACUCUGCUUCCUGUGCGACAACACCUGCAAGCACGCGCCUCUGCUGCAGUGCGACUACUGCCCGCUGCUCUACCACCAGGACUGCUUGGAUCCGCCUUUGACUGCUCUGCCCACCGGACGCUGGAUGUGUCCCAACCAUGUUGAGCAAUAUAUUGACUGGAAACUGGUGAACUCCAUCUCUGCAUCGGAACGCGUAGCUUUAUGGGAUAAGUUCUCCGGCCCCGUGGACCAGCACGCCAUCAAGAUUGAUUUCAUACGACGCGCCAGAUCCCACGCUCCACGGUUCAGGUUGAAGGUGCCCGUGGGGGUCCGUGGCCGGGUGGCGGUCCCCAGUAUGGUGCGCAGUUGUUACCGUCGGCCGCCGCCAUUACUGCCGGCGAGGCGGGAAUACGUGCGAUGCACUAAAGUAUUGAAACGGUUGAAAGAGAGCGAAGACUACGAAGACUCUUUAGACGAGGAGGACGGGCCCAAACGUCAGAUUUGUCUCAACGCGGAGUGCCCGCAGUACCGGGACGGGCCGGACUGGGCCCCGUGCCCCCUGGCAGACCCCAAACAGUCCCCAACGCGGGCCAUGCACUCGCAUCCAGGAGAUGACGACGAGAUAAAGCAGGAAGAGAGGCACACAGAAUCAUCUAGCGACCUCUCGGAUUCCGACUUCGAGUACUUCACGGCAUCGGUUCGUCGCAAGAAGCCCCCUGUUAGAAGCCCCUUGCGCGUGGAAUUACGCUGCGACGACGAUAUAACGCAACUGUUGGACUGCGUGGACUCGCAACUUACGCAACUCGAUACCAGGCUUGUGAGAUUACUGGCAUGGCAGCGGCUGCAACAGGUGAUGUGGGGCGAGCAGUGCUUCGGCUCUUGGUCCGAGUGCGGGGUCGGCACUCGCAUAUCGGCCUGCGUGCGUCGCUCAGUGGCCGGCGCCGGUUUAGCCAGGCGUGGGGCCAGAUUGCCAUCCGCUUUACUAUCCGCCGCUGACAGGCGCAGGAUCGCGGCCGCCGUGUGGGGAGCCCCGCCCCCUCCCCCUCCCCCUCCGCCUACGCAUCCUGCGCACCCGGCCAGGCUGGCUGAUCGACUAGUGAGGGCCACGCUCAGCGCUAUACUGGAGGAUAACAGGAACGGCACCGGGGAGUCCGUGGGUCCGGCAGUCCCGAUGCGUAGUUCCUCCCUCACGAUCGGCACGUCCAGCUCCUGCCACGUGCGCAUAGACCCCUGCUGCCGGCACGCGGCCCCGCACCACGCCACCAUAUUCAUGGACGAGGUGACGCGUCACUUUGAACUGAUCAACUAUUCCGAGUGGGGCACCGAAGUGAACGGUGUCCUGUACGCCUGUGAUCUUUCGCCGCGACCGCAGGAGACUCCCGCUUCUGCCAUCACGCUGCGGCUCAACGCAAGGGAACCGGAGCAAAGGAGGAUAAAUGGCGAGUUGACCCUGCCGUCGGGCGACGAGGGGCCGUGCCGGUGCCGGAGUGGUCGGGGCGUGGGGGGCGCGGGGGGCGCGGAGGGGGCGUGGGAGGGGUCCGCGCUGGUGCCGCACGGGGCCCUGCUGCGGUUCGGGUGCCGCGCGUAUGUGUUCAGUAUCGCGGAGUGUCUCGGGCUCAUGGACCACCUGUAACGCGUCGGUGGGGCGGGGGGGGCGCGGGGGGCGCGGAGGGGGCGUGGGAGGGGUCCGCGCUGGUGCCGCACGGGGCCCUGCUGCGGUUCGGGUGCCGCGCGUAUGUGUUCAGUAUCGCGGAGUGUCUCGGGCUCAUGGACCACCUGUAACGCGUCGGUGGGGCGGGGGGGGGCGCGGGGGGCGCGGAGGGGGCGUGGGAGGGGUCCGCGCUGGUGCCGCACGGGGCCCUGCUGCGGUUCGGGUGCCGCGCGUAUGUGUUCAGUAUCGCGGAGUGUCUCGGGCUCAUGGACCACCUGUAACGCGUCGGUGGGGCGGGGGGGGCGCGGGGGGCGCGGAGGGGGCGUGGGAGGGGUCCGCGCUGGUGCCGCACGGGGCCCUGCUGCGGUUCGGGUGCCGCGCGUAUGUGUUCAGUAUCGCGGAGUGUCUCGGGCUCAUGGACCACCUGUAACGCGUCGGUGGGGCGGGGGGGGCGCGGGGGGCGCGGAGGGGGCGUGGGAGGGGUCCGCGCUGGUGCCGCACGGGGCCCUGCUGCGGUUCGGGUGCCGCGCGUAUGUGUUCAGUAUCGCGGAGUGUCUCGGGCUCAUGGACCACCUGUAACGCGUCGGGGCCGCGGGGGGCGUGGGGGGGGGGGGGGGGGCGUGGGAGGGGACCGCGCUGGUGCCGCCGCGACCAAUCAAGAUCUAAACAAUUAAUAUUCACUUGUUGGCUAAAAAGAAGACAGAAACAACAAUAUAUUGUUUUGAACUUUCAUGGUCACUAACAUUAUAGUUCAAUUGAUAUUAUUUACGGGAUUGAUAUCAUGUACCUUCUUUUUAUUGAGUUUCCGAUAUUUCCUGCGUGAUCAUGGCGCUUGUAACAAGUGCCGAAAUAUCGCUAAAAAACAAAUUAUAAAACAUAAAGAAACAACAUUAGGUUCCAACCAAAACUUAGUUUAUUCCGCGUUUUGGAAUAAGGCGGAAUGUCUCUCCUUCUAAUGUCUCACAGAGUAUGCACAUUGGACACCGCAUACGAGGUCCCCGCAUACGCCCCCAAACCUCGCGUCGCGAUACAAGUUUGCACCGAAUUUGUCGUGCGACCGUGACGUCACUGACGUGUCCAAUCAAAACGAGGUUUACUCCAACCCGCAAUUUUGUUUCAAACCAAAAUUUAGCAAUCCAGACUCCAAUGAGAGUGCUUUGUACGCAUGCUCAUAGACUAAACAUUACCCCCUUAUUAAUAAAUGAGGUUUAAGUUUAGACUAGUUACGCCGUGUUUAGUACCUGCACUCAAAUGCCAUUUGUCAUUCAUGAACAGAGACAGACCAUGUAGUAACUAAUCCAAACUUAUUCUUCGUUUAUAAAUAAGAGGGAGUGCGUACUAUUUGUACGAUAGGGUAUUUGACAAGUUUUAGGCAACGAUCUCACGUUAUUGACUAAUGUUUAUGGAGUCCGUAAAAAGAUAUUCAUCAUUCUGUUGUGUAUUUCAGUAAAAAUAACCAAAUCAAAAACUCCAUUUUUAAGUUUCCGCGAAAACGUUUCUCUGUACAAUAUGGCGUCUCACUGGUGUGUGACGUCAGACGAUUGUUAUUUAAACGUUUAAAGAUACAAUGGUGUAGAUUCUGGCAUGAUUCUCUAAAGCUUAACUUAAAUUUGACAGCAGUGUAUCCCUGUCGUUCUCUUUACAGAAUGAAAAGGAUAGACUGAUCUUAAAUUUAGAGAAUCCUGCCAGAAUUGACACCAAAGUAAUGUCACUUUAACCGGAAGUUUACUUGCGUGUGACGUCAUUUUAGGCUCCGCCAAUCCCAAGCGUUUUGAGUCACGUGACAAUAGAUAAGAAAACUUAUCUUUUUCGUGGGUUUUUAGUAAAAUUCUAAAGACAGAUGCUAACAAUUGGCACUUUAUUUUUAAUAUUGUCAAAUAACCUAUUGUACUUCUAAUAUGUAGGCGGUAGGUUAUUAUUAUGUACGCCUAUUGUUAUACGGAUAUAAUAAAAUACUGUAAACCAAUUCGGAAACUGAAGUCUCAUUUUAUUUCUACAUUUAUUCAGCAUUUACUACAUGCUAUUAUUAUAUCGUUAGCGAAUAAUAUACAAUUGUGUUCAAUUUAAGAAGAUAAAUUACGUACACAAUGUUGAUUCUGGCACGAUUCUUUAAACUAAAAACUACAUUUAAUAUCAGUCUCUCCUUUUCAUUCUGUAUAGAGGAUGACAAGGAUACACUGUUGUCAAAUUAUAGUUUAGCUUUAGAUAAUCAUGCCAGAAUCGUAACCAUUAUAUUGCCUUACAGAUAAAGUUUAUUUCAUAAGAAAUGCUACGUGAAGUGUCAUGUUUAUAUUUAGCUUUAUUUCUAGUAUAAUGAUAAUAAUAUUUUGUUUUAAAAAUAUAUAUUCAUUUCAAAUGUA
This is a messenger RNA of Chilo suppressalis (striped riceborer), 7470 nucleotides long. NCBI's taxonomy places the organism in Eukaryota, Metazoa, Arthropoda, Insecta, Lepidoptera, Crambidae. The record is from the annotation of a GenBank genome assembly.